Molecule: messenger RNA, 3128 nt
Organism: Tachysurus fulvidraco (yellow catfish)
Lineage: Eukaryota; Metazoa; Chordata; Actinopteri; Siluriformes; Bagridae
Product: claudin-15-like
Exons: 5
Coding region: 1749-2426 (225 amino acids)
Biological process (GO): bicellular tight junction assembly; cell adhesion
Cellular component (GO): plasma membrane; bicellular tight junction
Molecular function (GO): structural molecule activity
Source: RefSeq, a predicted model, not a curated record
CCUGAGAUAGGCACAGGCUCCCCGUGACCCGAGAAGUUCGGAUAAGCGGUAGAAGAUGAGUGAGUGAGUGAUUUACACAGCUGUAAUCUGUUCUGACACAAGACACCAGGUCUGAGUCUGAAAACCUCUUUAGUUUGGUUUGAAGGAAUUACAUUGAAAUAUUGUUAGUUCUAAUGAAGUGUUUAUAUGUUUAUGGAUGUACAGUCAUGAGUCUCAGCAUGAAGAGGAGGAACAGUCCAGGAAACGAGGUUCUCAUUUAGAGCGCUGUAACUGAGCAUGUCAUCAGAUACGGCAGAACAGAGUGACCUAGUGAAGACGCCGAUUGUCCGAGUCCUGGGAGUGCAGCAGCAGCUUAUCCUCCACACCUCUCUCCAUUCUCCAUCCUGAAUACCUACUACACCCAAAUCCAGGCCUAUUGUCCUGUCUAUGUCCACAGCAACACUCACACUUUAUUACUCAGUUAAUAAUAUGACAAAUGAACACAAAGCCUCAUUUCAAUACUGAGAGCUCCUGCUUUAUAAAUGCAACACAAAAUAAAAACUUUGCAAUAAAUACAUUUAAAGUUGGAAAAACUAAGUAGCUCCAUUUAUAUAUCCAUGUUUGUGUUCUUGGUUAUUCUACAUUAUCAUUAUAAUGAACCUUCAUCUCAUAAACACAGAAAUCUAGACAACAAACGGAGAAUUUGGUGGUAAAUAAAUGUAAACCAGGAGGUAAGCAAACGAAUCUAAGUAAAAUGACCUUGGUGAGAUUAAUUAAUGCUUCCUCAAGUUUUACUGCCCAAUAAGACCUGUGUGAAGGAGACAAUAACAGCGCAGACUUAAAGACCAGACAGGAAGUGAGGACAGUUAUAGAGGAAGUUUGUUACACUAUAAACUGGGAGAUUGGGAUUUAUGUGUAUAUGUGACGGAGAGCAACACAUUUCCUUCUGUACACCAAACACCUUUCUGAUCUGUCUGAGAUCAUAGAUCAUAUUUGAUCAUAUAAAAGUCCAUCACUAGAACAUAAAGAGAUGUAUUCCCUCUAAACUAAAACACACUCAAACACACUCUGCCAACAGCAGUCCCUGAAAGUCCCAGCCUUCAUAAACACUGUCUGAAGUCCUGCUUCUCCACUAACACUCUACUCCUUGUCCUCUGAGGUCCUGCUGUUUACUGAACCCCCCACACCUUCCCCUGUGGAGACCUACAACCCUGGUUCUUAAACACAUCACAUUUGCCCACACUUGUUCCUCAGGCUGCUGCACAUCUGCUAGUCUCUGUGAGCUCACAGCCUCCAGAUCCACUGCUGAUCUCAUGGUUCUGGUGCUUCGUUCUUUACUCUUGGUUUUCUGAGCUUUCUGGCUGUGACCUGUUCUGGUUACUUGAUGUACAUAUGAAUUUGCUUGGUGUUUGUGUUAGUCCUAAGAUUAUAUUAAUGCAACACACAAUUCAAGAAACUGUGAUUCAUGUUUCAGUGCAAAAGUUCUGAUUCUUUCUGAUUAAAAGUGAUUUUCAUUGAAGGCUUCACAAAACCUGAGACUUUUUAAAGACUUAUUGUAAUGUUCCUGGGUGAAUUAUACGGCUGGACUAGCCCACAAUCACACACACACACACACACACACACACACACACACACACACACACACACACACACACACACACACACACACACACACACACGCACACACACACACACGCACCGUACACUCGGGCUCAUUAGCAGUGCUGAAUACACCGAGCUGCAGAAGAACAGAACAGAAGUGGAAGAUAAUGAAAGAGUCUCUGCAGAUUGUUGCACUUUUUCUGGGUUUCCUCGGCAGUGUGACUGCGUUCAUUUCUAUACACCAUCACACCUGGAAAGUGUCCACUGAUUAUGGCAACGUUAUUGUCACCUCCAACAUCUUUGAGAACCUGUGGAUGUCCUGUGCUGAGGAUUCAACUGGCAUUUACGACUGCUGGUAUUUCUCAUCGUUACUGGCUUUACCAGGUUUUGUUCAGGCAUGUCGUGCACUUAUGAUCACCUCCAUUGUGUUGGGAACGUUUGGUCUCAUCUUCACACUAGUUGGAAUGCAGUGUUCCAAAAUCGGUGGAGAGAACUACACAAUGAAGGGACGAAUCGCUGCCCUUGGAGGAGUGUUCUUCAUCCUGCAGGGUUUGAGUACGAUGAUCGCUGUGUCAUGGUACGCCUUCAAUAUCACACAGGAAUUCUUUGACCCACUUUAUCCUGGAACAAAGUUUGAGAUAGGAGAGGGUUUGUAUAUCGGCUGGUGUUCAGCAACACUCUCUCUGAUUGGUGGCUGCUGUUUACUGUGUGUGUGUGGAAACAACAGUAAAGCUGAGAAAAUGCCAUAUUCGUACCAGUCUCAGUCUCAGCACAGAGGGACGGCGUACGCGACCUCAGUCAUGUCUCAGCAGCCCAAUAACUAUGGCCGGAAUGCCUAUGUGUAAAAGUCCAUGAGGUUGCUAUUGUGGCAAUAAAUAAACCCUGGUAGUGUCCUAGGGUUAGGGUUAAUGUCCUGGAUUAAUUAAUUCAAAAGGACGCUGUGAGGAACUUUGUGUGAGUGUAUGUGUGUGUGGAAAGGUUGAAGACGCUCAGCUGAAGUGCACAGUGGGGAACUGGGAUGGAUCCAUCAUGGUCUGUGUGAGAAGAAUCCGAGACUUUAACCUUCAGCAUUUUGUCCCAUGCUGCUGCUCUGGUGAGAAAAAUAAAUUUAUAUAAAAUGAGAAAUUAAUUGUAGAUAAUUAUCACCAGAACAAUUUCUCAUUCCAGGUGUGAAUUGUAUUUUCAUUUGUAUUUAACCUUCUGACUCACGUUCUCAUUAAAGCCACUUUACUAAGUGUGAAUAAAACCUGAUGUAGACUUCUUGUUGUUUUCUGUAAUCAAAGUUUGCCCACUGAGCCAAUAAUAAAGUUUUAAAUCAUGCUUUAUAAAAUCUGAGUGAUUCUUUGGUGGAAAUGACAUUUCAUUGUUCUAUAAGUGUAGAGACGUGAGUUGGAGUUUAUUUAAUAAACAUAUUUAAUAAAAUCCAGGAGACUCACAAUGGACCUUCUGGUAGGUUUAAAAGUCUUAUUUCAAACUGUAAUUCAAUUCAAUUCAAGUUUUAUUUGUAUAGCGCUUUUUUACAAUGGACUUUGUCUCAAAGCAGCUUU